AUGGAGGAUAAAAUGAAAAAAAUGACUAGUUUCCAUCUACAUCAUCUAUAUAGGCAAGAAUAUUUGGGAACAUAUAGUAUGCGAUUGACCGCGACGGGAGGUAUUUUUCAAAAACAGGAGAAAGAAAAUGCCAAAAUGAGAGGAAAUUUAGUCGUUUUUCUCAAAACUCAGGUCGCCCAAUUCCAUACUCGCAUCCUAUGGGAAUUCGAUGAUCCGACAAAAUCCUAUCGGAUUCCCGGUGAAGGAAUUGCAUUGGGUUCCGUCGGUGUCGGAUCUUAA
Molecule: messenger RNA, 279 nt
Organism: Adineta ricciae
Lineage: Eukaryota; Metazoa; Rotifera; Eurotatoria; Adinetida; Adinetidae
Source: the annotation of a GenBank genome assembly